Messenger RNA from Hyaloscypha bicolor E, 1188 nucleotides. RefSeq lists its product as uncharacterized. Gene Ontology annotation, molecular function: protein binding. Bases 1 to 1110 code for a protein of 369 amino acids. Lineage: Eukaryota; Fungi; Ascomycota; Leotiomycetes; Helotiales; Hyaloscyphaceae. The transcript is spliced from 2 exons. The record is from RefSeq and is a predicted model, not a curated record.
AUGGAAGCACCGCCUCCAGUUGCACCUAUAGCUGCUCCUCCCGUUCCCGAGGGAUGGAAGGCCGAGUGGAGUGCCCAAUAUAACACUUGGUUUUACUUGAACCCAGCAGGAGGUUCGCAGUGGGAAUACCCAGGCCCACCACAACAGCAACAACCCAUCUAUGCUCCACCAAAUGCCGCUCUUCCAACACCACCUCUACAGUCACCGCCGUUGGAGCAACCACAAUACCCAAUUGGCCAAGAAAUGCCUCCGCCCUCAGACGGUGACAGAGGUCUUGGGAAAGGAUUGCUCAUGGGAGCAGGAGGCCUCCUCGCCGGCGCAUUCGUGGCCCAUAAAAUCGAGGAACACAAACACCACAAUCACUUCUGGAGCGGCGGCGUCAAGCUGCCACUCGCACCAGCUGGAGCCGGUGGACUUUUAGGAGCCAUGGGAAGCCACUUGCCGUUCGGUAACAACAGUGCAGCUCCCCCUGCACCACAGCCACAACCACAGCCCCAAGUCGCUCUACCCCAGCACCACGGCUUCGGAAGCUACAUGCCAGCAGCUUUUGGUGGAGGAGGUGGUGAACCUAGACUGAACAUCCACUGCGCAGCCUACUGCGACCAAGACGUCACCAACGCCGUCCGCUCCAUGGUAAAACCCGGCCAAGUCUUCGAAGUCGACACCAACAAACUGGUUGAUACCUUCGGCGACCCCUGGUCCGGCAACCGCAAGCAAUUCUCCAUCCUCUAUUCCUACGGCGAGCGACCCUGGGAGCUAGCCGCUUCCAGCGAGCGCAACGGGCUCUUCCAACUGCUGCCCCAUCAGCCGCUUGAUAGGAAGAGGAUGGAGUUCGUACAGGAUCCGAAUCAGAGUAGGGUUAUUGCUCUCGUGUGGGGAAUGGAGAAUGGGUUGGAGGGCGGGAAAGGGAAGUUGGAGAAGCUGAGAGAGAUUGAGACAAGCGGGGAGUUCGAUGCUACGAAUGCGUGGAUGGGGUUUGAUGGCAUGUGUGGGCCGGCAAAGACGGCUGUUGUGUAUUAUCGGGCGCAGAAUGGUGGCGUGGCGAUUGCGUGUGCGAGGGAGAAUGGGACGUGUAGGUUGCCUUGGAAUCCACUUGCUAGGUGGACUUGAGGUAUCUCUUGCGGAGUUUGUGGGCUUAUAUCGUUGAGAGGGAAUUAAGAUAUUUGCCAAUGAAUUUGCUUUGCCUUG